Penicillium subrubescens is the source of this 474-nucleotide messenger RNA. RefSeq lists its product as uncharacterized. The coding region runs from base 1 to 474 and encodes 157 amino acids. The transcript is spliced from 2 exons. Lineage: Eukaryota; Fungi; Ascomycota; Eurotiomycetes; Eurotiales; Aspergillaceae. The record is from RefSeq and is a predicted model, not a curated record.
AUGUCUUCCGCCAAUUCUCCCACCUCUACUCGGGCCACCUCCACUCGCAUCGUCGACAGCAUGCUCGGGAUGAGCCCUGGUGAGGUCCGCCUGCUGCUGCUCGCCUACCUCUGCACCGACAAGAAGACGGGCAAGAUGGACGUCACCAAUCUCGCUGCCCGAGCCCGACUUACCGUCCCCUCCGCUAGAAACAUGCACCGGGCCGCCCUUUCGAAGUUGGCCAAGCUGAACCCCGAGUCCACCCCGGACGAGGGAGAUGACGCUGGCCCUUCGACUGGUGCGGCCUCGCGCUCUACCCCCUCUCGCCGUGGUGGUCGUCCCCGUGGACGUCCUCGCAAGAACAAGGAUGCCGCUACUACCACUGGCGCCGCUACCACCGACCCCAAGAGCAACGACCAGGCUAAUCUGGAAGAAUCCGAGGUCAAGGUGAAGGACGGCGAUGAGGACACUGGCAUUGCCGGGGAUGAUCUGUGA